CUUCAACAACCCACCUCUCCGCGAUCUCACCAAAACCUUCACCCCUCCCGACCUCCACCGCCUUAUACUGUGCCUCACAGUAUUCAACGGCAGACGCUCAGGUCUGCUUCCCAGUCUUUACCGAAGCGAAAUUUUGUACGGAGGAUCCGCUACUGCAGAGAGAGAACAAUAGGGCAGCGCGGGGGGAUUCCGGUCGGCCGAAAAUUUGGUCAACGGACCAUUCGAACCACCGCUCUCCUGCCCCCAUCUCGACCGCUUUCAUCUUUCGGACCGUCCAAUAUCGUCUUUGAGCGAGCAAACUCAAAAAUCCUCCGUCAUGACUAUGCCGCCACCCGAGAAGCCAUGGGAGGCCAAUCAUAAUGUCUCUGUAAUGUGUCCCGAUUGUCGCGAGGUACCUGCCAACAUUGUAGAGGAAUUUUCAUCUGGGGAUAUGGUUUGCGGCUCUUGUGGAUUGGUGCUCGGUGACCGUAUUGUCGAUACUCGAUCUGAAUGGCGCACCUUCUCGAACGACGAUCAGGCUGGCGAUGAUCCUUCCCGUGUCGGAGAUGCGGCGAACCCCUUCUUGAACGGUGCUCAGUUGGAGACCACAAUCUCGUACACUCCAGGAGGUGCUGGAAGGGAGCUUCACAGAGCUCAGAACAAGACCGCUGGUGAUAAGUCCACCAAAGGGCUUCUGGCUGCGUACAAGGAGAUUGGUGCGUUUUGUGACUCUAUAAAUAUCCAGAAGGUCGUCUCCGAUGCGGCGAAGCAGCUUUUCAAGAUCGUGGAUGAUCACAAAGCCUUCAAAGGGAAACCUCAAGAAGCCAUUAUCGCCGGAUGCAUCUUUAUCGCCUGCCGUCAGUGUCAAGUUCCUCGAACCUUCCGCGAGAUCUUCGCUCUGACGAAGGUUCCCAAGAAGGAAAUUGGUCGUGUCUUCAAGGCAUUGGAGAAGUUCUUCGCGGCCCAGGAUAGCAAGAAGAUGGACGAGAUCACCAAGUCGGGCGGUAUUGUGGACGAUAGUCAGCAGUACAAGACUACAAGCUCUACCAAGGCCACCGAACUUAUGAUUCGUUAUUGCAACAAUCUGAACCUCACUCAGAACUGCACUACUAUCGCCCAGGAACUCGCAGACCGUGCUGCCACCAUCGGUACCCUUGCUGGGAGAUCUCCUAUUUCUAGCGCUGCGGCUUGCAUUUACAUGGUUUCCUAUCUCAUGAAACAGCCCAAGACUGCGAAAGAGAUUUCGACAAUCGCGGGUGUCAGCGAUGGGACGAUUCGUAAUGCAUACAAGCAUCUAUACACCGAUAGGAAUAAACUGAUUGACCCUAAAUGGGUCGAGAAUGGUAAGGGGGAUAUUAGUGCCUUGCCGUCGUCAUAGGGGGCCGUUGGCAGCUAGUCUUAAAGCCUGAGCGCCUCAAGGCUCUGCUUGGGUCGGCUCAGUGGUCUAUCCCUUUAACUAUUUUAACAAUUUGUAACCCCUUGGCUUGUUUUUAUGUUACCUCCUUGUUCCUCGUACCUUCUAGCUUUUUAAACUGUUCUUCAUUCUACAUGAUAGACCGUGACCCCUUUUGGGGUUUCGAUUCGGGCGGCGUUAAUCUCUGUAUGGUGAGGUGGUGGUUUUCCAUUACAAAAGCAAAAGCUUUCCAUUGUCAUUAUCCAUGUGCUCAGUUUGUUUUGCUAUCUUUCGUUUUUCAUCUCUUUUAAGGUCGGUGCGUGACAAGAGACAGAUAUCAUACCAGUAAUGCUUUUACGAAGUGAGGGGUCUGUAAGUUAUCAUAAUAGUACGAGACCACAUGUUUUUUGCUCCUAGCAAA
Messenger RNA from Tuber melanosporum (Perigord truffle), 1793 nucleotides. RefSeq lists its product as uncharacterized. Gene Ontology annotation, biological process: transcription preinitiation complex assembly; transcription initiation at RNA polymerase II promoter. The coding region runs from base 317 to 1357 and encodes 346 amino acids. The transcript has a single exon. Gene Ontology annotation, molecular function: TBP-class protein binding; RNA polymerase II general transcription initiation factor activity. Gene Ontology annotation, cellular component: nucleus; transcription preinitiation complex. The record is from RefSeq and is a predicted model, not a curated record. Lineage: Eukaryota; Fungi; Ascomycota; Pezizomycetes; Pezizales; Tuberaceae.